Molecule: messenger RNA, 2976 nt
Organism: Naegleria lovaniensis
Lineage: Eukaryota; Heterolobosea; Eutetramitea; Acrasida; Naegleriidae
Exons: 7
Coding region: 1-2976 (991 amino acids)
Biological process (GO): meiotic cell cycle
Molecular function (GO): protein binding
Source: RefSeq, a predicted model, not a curated record
AUGUCUUCUUCGUCGAUCAUUGAUCAAAUCAAACGAAGUGGAGCAGAAUUGAAGGCUCUCUGGAACAAACUUCCUCAGGAAAAGGUUAAUCAAAACGCUCAUACCCCAGUCUUGUCCAAUGAGAUUAAGGCUCAUCGUAGUGUUCAUGAUUCCAUUGAGCAAGUCGUGAGGAGUUUGGAAGAGGCUACCUCGACCACAUCGCCAAGCUUUUCAAAACUAUCUCCGAGUGAGCUCUUGAAAACUGUGGGUUAUGAAUUAUGGAAUCAAUGUGUUGAGCAGAAUGCCAAGAAGUUUUUGGUCAGUUUGAAUUUGGAUGAAUUAUUGAAAUUGCAACUCAUUAGAGUUAGGAAGGUUGCUUGUCAUGUCAUUGAAAAAUCACUCAAGCCUUCAACUCUUACCCUCAAAGUCAUUCAUAACAUGAUGAGAUUGUACGCUAAAACAGCUCGAGACUAUCUAGUAUUGAAAAAGAGUAAUACUUCCACAACAGCCUCUCCCCAUAAGCUUCUGAAGAAAAAAGGAGCCCCUGCUCGCGACGAAGAUGGAGAUAUUGAAUUCGAAGAUGCUAUAUCAUCAGCUACAGCAAGUAACGCGAAUAAGGAGUAUGAGUUGGCUCUCGUUUGUUUCGAUAAGGCUGCGGUCUAUGCGGACAAGUAUAUGAAUGCAGCCAUAUCCUCUGAAAAUUCUUCUUCUUUGGACAGCAGUGCCAUCAUGUCCGAUGAACCUUUGGAUAAGAGCACAGACUCGGCUCUGAGUGCCAUCUUAAAUGUUUGUAUUGACAGGGCCGAUUGUUUAUAUCGCUCGAACAAUGUACAAGGGUCCUUUGCAGCAAUUCAACAAGGAAAGAAGCUCAUUCACAAGCUACCUCACGAGAUUCAGCGUAUUGCCAUGAUUGAGUAUAAUUAUGCAGUUGACCUUAAUGGUCAACUGAGGUAUGAGGAAACCAUUCCUUGGCUAAAGGACUCUUUUGAGUUGUAUGAGCUAGUAGCUGAGGGAAAGAGCUUGCAAAAGCAAUCGAGGACUUUACGUCUUCUCUCAAAUUCGUAUCUUGAAACUGGUAAUUUAGAGAAUGGCCUUAAUUGUAUCACCAUGGCCAAUAACAUGUGCAAGACUCCACAAGGAAUAUUCUUGGAAGUAAAAUUUUACGCCAUUUUAAGAAGAGAGGAACAAGCAGAGAGAAGUCUUCUCGAGCUGAUUCGUCUACCAGAGGCAGGAUUAGAUUUGGCCAUUGCUGCUUGUAAAGAGGUUUUCCAGGCAAAAAUGAUGGAAAUCACGGCCAAAGCUUAUAAAUUACUGCUCGAGUUGCAUGCCUCUACAGAGCAGGAGCCACGAAUUCUGAUGAGAUAUUUCGACUUUUUGGUUAAUUCUUCUGAAACAUCAAGUCUUUCAGAUGAGAUUGAGAAUAUUGUAAAACGAUUGCUUGCGUUAAAUCAACGCUAUCAAACAAGUACCAUGAUGAAGGCAACCAUGAAAGAAUUUCAGUGUACCCUUUGGAAUAUUGCAUGGAAACAUUUUCAAAAGAAAGAAUAUGCCAGUGCACUUUCUUUCUAUAACCAAUCUCUACAGAUACUUCCAAUGGAUGAUCUUGUAGAUAGAGCCAAAGUUUUACGAUCGAUGGCAAGGUGCCAUUUGGAAGAAGGCAAAACCUAUGAAGCUCAUUCAUGUGCUGAAAGUGCUGAACAGUUGGACCCCAAGUCCCUACAUACUCAUUACUUGAUGUAUCAAAUCAGUAUUCGCAUGAAGAAUAUUGAAAGUGCAAAGAAUUACUUGAAACUCAUGAUGCAAGACGAGGAUUUUCAGUCUCUCUUCUUUGCCAUUGCAGCACAAGAUGCUUACAAGGAGGGAAUUCAUGAGGUGGCCAUUGAUGCUUUAGAAGGACUCUUGAAAGAAAAUCAAAAGGAUAAACGCUUAUCGUUAGAGAGAGGACAAAUUCUGCGAACAUUGACCUAUCUAGCCGUCCUUAUCAAGGACAGGAGCAGCGUUCUCAAAUAUCUACAAAGAACCAUGCAAGAUUUUCAAACAGAAGGAACCUCGAACUUGUUCUCUACAGAACAUGAGGAGUCAGAAAUUGAAUGGUUUCACAGAGUUGCCUGGAAUAGCGCAGGUGAAUGUGUACAUGAAAAUCAAGUUGAGAUGGCAUUUGAGUUCUAUCGGCUUGCAUACCUCUUCUACACAUAUCGAAAUGCAUCUCUCGAAACUCUCACCACUCAAAAGUACUGCUAUCUCAUGAGAAUAUAUUGUGCUGUUGAGGUCACUCGGAGAAGUGAUGAGUACGCGAAUGGUGCUCAACUCACUCAGAAAAAUAGAGAAAUUUUGCAGAAAGCUCUCGAUGAUACUCAGUCUUGCAAGAAAUUGCUUCAAUUACUGGCUCGAGAUUACCAAAGCAUGGACUCUAACAGAGACAAGAUUUACCCUCUGGUACAUUUGGCAGAAAUUCAACUCUUAACCAUGUUGGGAUGUGACGAGGCCCUAGUAAUAGAUGUCAUUAAUGCUACCUUAAAACUUGAUUCAAUUACAGGUCCAGGUGUAUAUGAAAUGAUAGCAUCCAUUUGUUGUAGUGCUGACAGUAAUGGCAAUACAUAUCAUGCAGCAGCGAAAUAUGCUUUGCAAAUGGCUCUAAAAAAGAUUUUACAUGGUACCUCAACCAAUUACUCCAAAGCACUUUCACUCUAUACGUUAAUCAUCCAAAUUUGUAACAGUAGAGAGGAAAGCUAUACAGUGUUUGAGGAGGUGCUAAAAUUAUUAAAUCAAAUCAAACCAAGUGAGCAGUUCGUUCAAAGCGAGCACAAUACAUUUGUUUGGUUUUGUACCGAGUCUUGGAACAAUGGAGUGUAUUAUUACAAGUUGUUGAAAAAUGACAAAGCUCAAGAGUGGAUGAAAUUGAGUGUUAAACUGUGUUGUUAUUUGAGUGCAGAGGAAGAAGUUGUGAAAACCAUCACUGAGAGAUAUGCCAUUGCCUUUGAGAAGCUUUCUAAUUAG